Kwoniella botswanensis is the source of this 615-nucleotide messenger RNA. RefSeq lists its product as uncharacterized. Lineage: Eukaryota; Fungi; Basidiomycota; Tremellomycetes; Tremellales; Cryptococcaceae. The record is from RefSeq and is a predicted model, not a curated record. The transcript has a single exon. Gene Ontology annotation, molecular function: acyltransferase activity, transferring groups other than amino-acyl groups. Bases 1 to 615 code for a protein of 204 amino acids.
AUGACCCAUUCACCUGCCGAACCUACUCACGCCGAUAUAACCCCUCCGGGUACCUCAACUUCCACACCCACCGCUGCCCCGUCCAAACUCGAAUGGACCAUCCGUCAAGGUACACCAGAAGAUGCCUCUGCGAUCUCUCACCUGAUGAUAGAGACGUUCAGUCGAUCCUUUGGUCAUUCAUGCACACCUGAUGAACUUGAGAAAUACUGUCAAACGACAUUAUCGGUUGAGGGUAUAAAGAAAGAUAUGGAAAAUCCAUUAUGUACUUGGCUAUUGGCUUUUGCCUCAGCUGUGGAUACCGAUGAGCUGCUGGGUAUUGUCCAACUUACUCGCGAAUCAUUUGAAUCAUGUUUAACUCUACCCAAUCCAAUCGAAUUACAACGUAUUUACCUAUCCUAUGGCGCCCACGGUACUGGUCUGGCGACGGAACUCAUCACCACAGCUGAAGAUAAGGCUAGACAAAUGGGAUUUGAAUCUAUAUGGUUAGGAGCAUGGGAAGAUAAUCAACGAGCGAAAAGGUUCUACAAUAAGAUGGGUUAUAGGGAGGUGGGCGAACAUGUUUUUGAUAUUGGGGGGAGUAAACAAAGGGAUGAGAUUAUGGAGAAGUUAUUAUAG